CAUCCCAUCGUUUUCUCACCCUGCAAACAGACCCUUACCCUCCACCCCUUUGAAAAUGGAGGAGAACGCCAACAGAGCCGAAGCCAUACGCCUACUAGGAAUCGCCGAGAAGCUUCUCCAAAACUGCGAUUACAACGGCUCAAAAGAGUUCGCAAUCUUAGCCCAAGAAACCGAGCCCCUCUUGGACGGCUCAGAUCAGAUCCUAGCCGUCGCCGACGUCCUCCUCGCGGCUGAUAAAAGAAUAAACAACCACCAUGAUUGGUACACCAUCUUACAAAUUGAUCGCCGAUCCGAAGACAACGAUCUCAUCAAGAAACAGUAUCGUCGCCUAGCUCUCCUCCUCCACCCCGACAAGAACAUUCCCUACGCCGAUCACGCGUUUAAGCUCGUAGCCGAUGCAUGGGCCGUUUUAUCUAACACCUCAAAAAAAUCCCUUUACGAUAAAGAGUUGAGCUUGUUUACGAGGAUUGAUUUAAGCAGCGCCGGUGAUCGUUCCAAUCAUGCAGGGAAAUUACCGGUCACCAGAAGAGCAAAUCAGGAGCGCGUGCAACACCACUCGCCGAAUUCGAAGACGCAAAAUGAGAAUCGAAAGUUAAGGUUAUCCACAUUUUGGACAGCAUGCCCCUACUGUUAUAGGUUGUUUGAGUAUCCUAGAGUUUACGAAGGUUGUUGUUUAAGGUGCCAGAAUUGUCAGCGAGCUUUUCAUGCGAUUUUGAUUCCGACUUUGCCACCGUUGGUUCCAGGAAACGAAGCGUAUUAUUGUUGCUGGGCGUUUUUUCCAUUAGGAUUUGGAUGCGAUCAGGAGGGUGGAGGAGGAAAAGCGGCAACGGGAUUCCCGAAUUGGAUGCUCCUAUAUUUCCGCGGAGGGCAGCAGGCAAGCGAGAGAAAUGGAGGUAGUGUGCCAGCUGUGGCAACACCGGCUUCCGCCGCCGCCGCUGCUACAACGACCGCGAAGAAGGUGGUCGAAAGUAGGAAUAAUGUGGUUGGGAAUGUGCCCGAGUUGGCCCGAAGGAAGAGAGGGAGGCCGAGGAAGAAUCCUCUGUGAGGGUUGAUUGGUAAUGCAAUAUGGUUUUUUUGGUCGCUCUGGUAAGAAGGAACCCUCAACGUAAUGCAAGAGUUUUGGAGGCGGAGACGGAAAAAAUUGUGAUGAAUGGAAGACUAAGGUUGAGGCUGUACCUCUGCUUUGUUGGGGGAAUGUGUAGGUAUCUUUCUAGUUGUUGUUAAUUAUUAUUUCUGUUUGUAGAUUGUAGAUUGUUUUCGUGUACUGACUGCCAAAUAGGUGAUUAUGUAACAUAAUGGUAUAUGCAGCAAUGUCAAGUCAGCAAGUUCUUUCCCCAUC
Molecule: messenger RNA, 1339 nt
Organism: Theobroma umbraticum
Lineage: Eukaryota; Viridiplantae; Streptophyta; Magnoliopsida; Malvales; Malvaceae
Source: RefSeq, a predicted model, not a curated record